UGACACUCCGGAUGAACGCUGCAUGUGUGUUCUUCCCAAGCAGGAUUCGUUCAACUCUGUCAAUAAUGGCCCGGCACAAAUUAAUCGACAUUGGCGUGAACCUGACAGACCCUGUGUUCCAUGGGCUCUACAGAGGCAAGCGCAAGCACCAAGAUGACUUCCGUGAUGUCAUCGACAGAGCCGUCGACGUGGGCGUCCAAAAGUUUGUGAUCACCGGAGGAAGCCUGGAGGACAGCGAGGAGGCCGUCAAACUGGCCCACAGCAGAGACAGCUUCUAUUGCACGGUGGGUUGCCAUCCAACCCGCUGCGGCCAAUUCGAGGAGGGCGCCGGCCCUUCCGAGUAUCUGGCCCGCCUCCAGCGUCUGGCGGCGGACAACCGAACCAAGGUGGUCGCCAUUGGAGAGUGCGGACUAGAUUUUGACCGGUUGGAAUUUUGCCCCAAAGAGACGCAACUCAAAUACUUUGAGAUGCAGUUUGAUCUGGCUGAGGAGAGCAAGCUUCCCAUGUUCCUCCACUGCCGCAACUCCCAUCAGGACUUUGUGGACAUCAUGAGGAAGAAUCGAGACCGAUGCGUAGGAGGCGUGGUCCACUCGUUCGAUGGGACCGCGGAGGAGGCCGACGCCCUUAUUGAGCUGGACCUCUACAUCGGGAUCAACGGAUGUUCCCUGAAAAGCGAGGCCAACAUCGAAGCAGUGAAGCGCAUUCCCACCGAGCGACUGAUGAUAGAAACCGAUGCUCCGUGGUGUGGCAUCAAGAGCACACACGCCGGCUUCAAAUACAUCAAGACCACCUUCCCCACAAAGAAGAAAUGGGAGGCGGGGCACUGUCUGAAGGACAGGAACGAGCCCUGUCACAUCAUACAAGUUCUGGAGGUGAUGGCCGCAGCAAGGGAGGAGGACCCCUUGGAGCUUUCCAGCAGGAUCUUCGACAACACCAACAGGGUCUUCUUCUCUUCUAGUGGAUGAUCGGAAGCUGAGAUGAACACAAUGCAAUGACAUAAAUCGUGGAAUGGAGACACGACAUUGUUGAAUAAAUGAUCAAUGACAUAAAA
Hippocampus zosterae (dwarf seahorse) is the source of this 1051-nucleotide messenger RNA. RefSeq names its product TatD DNase domain containing 1 (gene tatdn1). NCBI's taxonomy places the organism in Eukaryota, Metazoa, Chordata, Actinopteri, Syngnathiformes, Syngnathidae. Gene Ontology annotation, molecular function: 3'-5'-DNA exonuclease activity. The transcript is spliced from 12 exons. Bases 12 to 965 code for a protein of 317 amino acids. Gene Ontology annotation, cellular component: cytosol. The record is from RefSeq and is a predicted model, not a curated record.